Molecule: messenger RNA, 1026 nt
Organism: Clonostachys rhizophaga
Lineage: Eukaryota; Fungi; Ascomycota; Sordariomycetes; Hypocreales; Bionectriaceae
Source: the annotation of a GenBank genome assembly
AUGAAGUCCACAACGCUGCUUCACCUGCUGGGCUUUGCCUCGUGCAUUGCUGCUCUUCCGGAGCCCCAGCCGCUGAUCACAGAAGCCCCGGCGCUCGCGACUCUUUAUCAGCGAGACAAUGAGGCUCCCAGCUUCAUGGGAUAUGUCGCGGACAACACGACUUAUAAAGAGACGGCAUGCGCGAAAGGUUAUUACAGCUCGGCCGGGCGAAAUGCUGGCUGCGUGACGGACAACACGAGACCGGUUGCGACAGGCUGCACCAGCUCGACCCUCGUCGUCUACCCCAAUGGUGAUAAUGCUACCUGUACCGGAAGCUACACCUGCUCAUACCACACCAUUUUCGACAACCUCGACCAAAAGUCAACAUGGAGCCGGUGGGCGUGCUUCGUCUCCGGCAACACCAACAAGGUCAUCGUCUACCGAGCGACCACCCGCGCCUCCUCUACAACCACUACAUCCGAAAUCUCCACGACGACCGAUCAAUCCGCGACCACGGGCGAGACGACCGACACCGCAGCCUCCGCGACGGCCACAUCAGACUCGGGCACAGAUGGUUCCAGCGGCGGCGGCAAAAGCAUGGCCUGGGUCGCUGGUCCCGUCGUCGGUGGUAUCGCAGGUCUCGCCAUCAUCGGACUGCUGGUCUGGGUGGCGCUGCUCCUCAAGAGGCGAAAUGCCAACAAGGGAGUGGAAGCAGCGCCAGACCCCAACUACAACAACAUCAACCUGCCUCCGGGUUCCAACAUGUCACAGAUGUACCCAUCGCCGCAAGUGACACCCGCGGCGGGCUACGCCGACCCCGUAGGCGAACCAUACAAAUACUACCCGCAGGGCCCUCCGCAGUCCCUCUACGCCUCCCCUCCUCCCCAAGGCGGGUAUUCUCAGGUUCCUACCCAGGUCGCCGAGCUGCACAGCACGUCCUCGCAAGGGCCUUGGAUGUCUCCGGCCCCGAGUGAGCUGCCCGCUUCCGAGAGCCACGGGGCCAGGAGUGACGCGGCAGAGCUUGGGGGAAGUGACGUGCGGAGAUAG